Molecule: messenger RNA, 611 nt
Organism: Zea mays
Lineage: Eukaryota; Viridiplantae; Streptophyta; Magnoliopsida; Poales; Poaceae
Exons: 2
Coding region: 166-372 (68 amino acids)
Source: RefSeq, marked validated
ACGGCCAAUCAGGAGUCCAAAGGCCACAUGUAUCAGAGCACGUCCGUCGCCCCCUGGACCACGCAGCCGGCAGCCCAGAGCCGGAGAGCCCAGUGAAACAGAGCCGGUGAACGCAGCCCAGUCAGUGAGCCCCCCGAUCCCGACUCCGGCGAUCUCCCCAACCCCAUGGCCUCCGCCGGCGAGGCCCCCAGCACGCUCCUCCGCUUCCUCUACUUCGUCGGCGCCGGAGUAAUCUGCACCAAGGCCAUCAACACCUAUCGCGACUACGAGCACAAGAAGGAGUCCACCGCCGCCCUCGCCGCCGCCGAAUCGGCGUUGGCUGCUGCCGCGGCGGCCGAGCCCGCUCCUGCAACCGCCGCCGCGAAGCCCUGAUUGUGGACGAGGGCCUGUCUUCGGCGGUUAGGGUUCUCGGAAUGUUGCUCUCCAUAGGGGAGAUAGAUAUUUUCUUUUGUUUCUGAUGUUUCAGCUACGUGUAUGUGCUCUUUUGGCUUGAAUCAAUCAGUAAUAAUACUUCUCUUCCUGUCUCGUGAUCAUGGUACUGCUGGCUUGAAAUUUGUUACUACAUAGUUUCCCUAUGAUGAUUAAUGUUAUUGCACUUCUGUUAGCUAAUU